AUGGAUAGGGAAGAGAACAAAAGUCUGAUUAGUGAAGUCUUCUCUUGGUUAGUUCAAAAGAUUCUCAACAAAGACAUCUUUAAGGAACGUAUAAGAACGAUACCAGACAAGUUCUGGUCCGUUGAUGAGUACCUUAACUGCUUCGUUCCUCAUCUACUAGAGGAAACACGAACGGAGUUGUGCUCAAGCUUGGGAUCUUUAUCAAAAGCACCUGUCUUCUACAUACGUUCCUUGGAGGCAAGGAAAAUCAAAGAAACUAGUAGAAGAUCAAACCAUUUCAAUAUAUCACUGAAGGGAGUUAAUGUAAAAAGAAACAACACAAUCUAUGAGACGAAAUGCGGAGACCUCAUUGCUCUCACAGAAGCAGGAAGGCCAAGAAGCGUUAACGACUUGAACCCACUGGUUCUUGCGUAUGUGUUCUCUGUUGAAGAUGAGACACAUUUCUCUGUUCACUCUUCUGUAUCCAUAUCCAUUGAUGAGAGGUUUCCAUUUGGCUCUGGUGGGAACAUGAGUCUCAUCAAGAGUGUUCUUCAGGCUAAUACCGAGGAUACAGAGCACUCUGUUUCUUCUAGGACUUGGGGGAAUAAUGUAAGGGAUUUAAUACGUUCAACGAACUUAAACGCUUCUCAAGAAUCUGCAGUUUUGAGUUUCUUGGAAACAAGGACUUUUAGUGAGAAGACUAGUGUGAAACUGAUAUGGGGACCACCCGGUACAGGCAAGACAAAGACGGUCGCUACUCUUCUCUUUGCCCUUCUCAACUUAGGUUGCAAAACAGUCGUGUGCGCUCCUACAAACACAGCUGUGGUUGGAGUUGCAUCGAGGCUAUUGGCAUUGGUUAAAGAAUCUUCUCCCUCAGGUCAUUCUACGUACGGUCUAGGGAAUAUCGUUUUAUCCGGAAACCGAGUUAGAAUGGGGAUAGACAGCAAGAACAAUGAUCUCCUCGAUGUGUUUCUUGAGCAUCGGAUCAGUAAACUGUCACUGUUAUUGUCUGGAUGGGAACUGAGUUUGAGUUCUUUCGUAGAUUUUCUUGAGAAGGCUGAGACAGCAUCUAUAGAACUACUUGUAGUUGACGAGGCAGCUCAACUUAAAGAAUGUGAAUCAGUUGCAGCAUUGCAACUUCAGGGCCUGCGCCAUGUUGUUCUAAUAGGUGAUGAGCUUCAGCUACCAGCUAUGGUACAAAGCAAGGUGUGUGAGAAGGCUAAGUUUGGGAGAAGCUUGUUUGAGAGAUUGGUAUUGCUCGGCCACAACAAACACUUGCUUGAUGUUCAGUACCGUAUGCAUCCCUCUAUAAGUCUUUUCCCCAACAUGGAGUUUUAUGAUAGGAAAAUCUCUGAUGCUGCCAUUGUUAAAGAAAGAAACUAUCAAAAGAGGUUUCUCCAAGGAAAUAUGUUUGGUUCUUUCUCCUUUAUCAACGUGGGACUUGGGAAAGAAGAGUUUGGUGAUGGGAAUAGUCCUAAGAACAUGGUUGAGGUCGCUGUGAUUUCCGAAAUUAUAUCCAAUCUUUUCAAAGUGUCAAGUGAGACGAAGACAAAGAUGAACGUUGGCGUUAUUUCACCUUAUAAAGGUCAGACAAGAGCAAUCCAGGAGAGGAUCGGAGAUAAGUACAAUAACGUAUCAGAUCAGAUUUUCACUUUGAAUGUUCGGUCGGUUGAUGGGUUUCAAGGUGGAGAAGAAGAUGUGAUCAUCAUAUCAACCGUAAGAAGCAACGGUAAUGGGAAAAUAGGGUUUCUCAGCAACCGUCAAAGAGCUAACGUAGCACUCACUUGUGCAAGGCACUGCUUAUGGGUGGUUGGGAACGAGAGGACUCUUAACUAUGAGUGGUUCGGUUUGGACAAAGCUCGUAAGGGACUCAAAGAGACGUGGAUGUAUCUAUGA
Brassica oleracea var. oleracea is the source of this 1875-nucleotide messenger RNA. Its product is annotated as ATP-dependent helicase NAM7. The coding region runs from base 1 to 1875 and encodes 624 amino acids. The transcript is spliced from 6 exons. The record is from RefSeq and is a predicted model, not a curated record. Lineage: Eukaryota; Viridiplantae; Streptophyta; Magnoliopsida; Brassicales; Brassicaceae. Gene Ontology annotation, molecular function: helicase activity.